AUGUGCGGUCUAGAUGGACAUGGCGGCAGCGGCUCGUCCUCAUAUCCGCUACGGGCACCAGUGCCCGUCGGGAAGAGAGCCAACAAGCUGUACAGGGACCGCACGGCGAACUUCUACUCGCCAGGACAAUGGGAGAAGGUCAAUCUGCUCUCCAUGAUGCACCUCGCAGUCCGCUCCGACCCCUCAGUCAUCGCCCUCUCAGUAUGGCACAGCCCAGGCCUCACCCGCCCACCCUUCGCCGACGCCACAGCCUCGACAAACGACUACACCCCUUCCAAAGUAGGCGACGCAUUCGGUCCGUCCUGGUCAACGCACUGGUUCCGCGUCCGCGUAACGAUCCCAGAGGACAUGCGCCAGAUGGACCACCUCGAACUCCACUGGGACUGCAGCAACGAAGCAACAGUCUGGACCUCGACCGGCGAGCCCCUGCAAGGCCUCACGGGCCGCGGCGAACGCAUCGAGUGGAUUCUCCCCGAGGCGUUCAAAGACGGGGAGGAGCAUGUUUUCUAUCUGGAGAUGGCGUGUAACGGGAUGCUCACCAACGCGGCGGGCGAGCCGAUUUUCAAGAAUAAUGCCAACGGGGACGCGAUUCAACCUCCUGACCCGAAUAAGAUCUUCACCUUGACGAAAGCCGAGAUUGUGGGCGUGGAUUUGCAGGCGAGGGCGUUGCAUGCGGAUAUCACCGUCAUCCACCAGGCGGCGGAGGAGUUCCCUGAGGACUCGUGGGAGCAGCAUGAGGCGCUGAAUGUUGCGACGAGGAUCAUUAACACGUUUCGGGUCGGUGACCGGGCGUCGAUUGUGAAGAGCAGGAAGAUUGCGGAGGAGUAUUUGGGGCCUAAUGUCGAUUCGGCGCGGGUAUUUGAUGUCGCCGGUGAAAAGGGGGCGAGCGUCUACGCGAUUGGGCAUUGUCAUAUUGACACGUGCUGGUUGUGGCCUUGGGAGGAGACGAAGCGCAAGGUUGCGAGGUCGUGGUUGAAUCAGUGCGACUUGAUGGAUCGGUAUCCCGAGCUGAACUUUGCCUGUUCGCAGGCUCAGCAGUUCAAAUGGCUCAAACAAUUCUACCCCCACGCCUGGACCCGCGUCAAGUCCAAAGUCGCAGCCGGCCAGUUCCACCCCAUCGGCGGCUGCUGGGUCGAGCACGACACCAAUAUCCCGAGCGGCGAAUCCCUGAUACGGCAGUUCCUCUUUGGCCAGCGCUUCUUCGAGAGCAAUUUCGGCCGGCGCUCGACGACGUGCUGGCUGCCGGACACCUUUGGCCAGUCGAGCCAGAUGCCGCAGCUGUGUCGGCAGGCCGGGAUGAACCGGUUCCUGACGCAGAAGAUUUGCUUUAAUAAUAUGAAUGAGUUUCCUCAUACUACGUUCAACUGGGUUGCUCUUGAUGGGAGCCAGGUUAUUUGUCAUAUGCCGCCUGCGAGGACGUACUGCGCCAACGCGACGUUUGGGGACGUGAAGCGUAGUAUGACGCAGCACAAGUCUCUGGACCAAGAUCACACCUCUCUCCUAGUUUUCGGCAAAGGCGACGGCGGCGGCGGCCCAACCCGUCCCCAACUCGAAUCCCUCCGCCGCCUCCGCGGUCUCGCCGACACAACGGGCCUCCUCCCGCGCGUCCACUCCGGCGGCACCCCAGACGACUUCUUUGACCGCCUCGAGAGUAAGGCUCAUACGUUCCCCACGUGGCACGGCGAGCUGUACUUUGAGCUGCAUCGCGGGGUGUAUACUACGCAAGCGCAGACGAAGCUGAAUAACAGAAAGGCGGAGAUUCUCCUCAGGGAUGUGGAGCUGUUGGCGACGAUUGCGUCUGUGGAGGACAAGGGGUAUAGGUACCCGAAGAAGGAGUUGGACGAGAUGUGGGAGGGGGUUUAUGCGAAUGUCUUUAGUAUCGGCAACACGAUUUUGAGAGACAUUUACAGCGUACUCGAGAUCAACGACGUCAGCGAGAACACAACCGGAUCCGAGAGGCUAGUAGCCCUCAACACCCUAGGAUGGCCUCGAAAGGAAGUUCUCACCACCAACGGCAAAGACUUCAUCGCCAACGGCACCGGAACCCUCAUCGCCACCGAGGAAAUCACCCAAACGGAGACCACCAAACCCCUCGUAACAGUCGAGGAAGUCUCUGAAGGCAUCUUCGUCCUCGAAAACAGCCACUUCACAGUAACAGUCGAAUCCGGCACCAUCACCUCCCUCCUUGACCGCCGCGCCGCCAACCGCGAGGUCCUCGCCCCCGGCAGCGGCAGGGCAAAUCAGCUCGUCAUCUUUGAUGACAAGCCUAUUUACUGGCAGGCGUGGGACGUGGAGGUUUUCCACCUCGAGACAAGAGAGGAGGUGCGCGGCGGGCGGACGAGUGUGCUGGAGGCGUCGCCUUUGAGGGUGAGUGUUGUUACGGAGACGCGGAUCAGCGAGGUCAGUUCUGUGAGGACGGUGAUCAGUCUUGCUGCGGUGGUUGAUGAGAGCGCGAGUGCGGGCGUGGGCGUGGAGUGUACUGCGGAAGUCGACUGGCAUGAGACGAUGAAGUUUCUCAAGGUUGAGUUCCCGGUUGAUGUGCGGCAUCACGAGGCGUCGUACGAUACGCAGUUUGGGGUUAUUCGGCGGCCGACGCACUACAACACGUCCUGGGACAUGGCCAAGUUCGAAGUCUGCUGCCACAAGUACGCGGACCUCUCGGAAUACGGGUACGGGGUGUCCGUCCUCAACGACAGCAAAUACGGCUUCGCGACCGUCGGCAACACGAUGAGGCUGUCGCUCCUGCGGUCGUCCAAGGCGCCUGACGACAACGCCGACAUGGGGAGGCACACGAUUCGGUGGGCGAUUUUGCCUCAUCGGGGUCCGUUGGGCCCGGAGACGGUGAGGGCGGCGUAUGAGUUCAAUAACCCGCUGAAGAUCGUCUCUGCGUCUGUGGGUUCUCCGUUGUCGAAGGCGGGAGGUGGUGCUGCUGGAAGCUUCGCGGUUGCGUUGACCGGGGAUGAGAAUUUGGUGUUGGACACGGUGAAGCGCGGCGAGGAUGAUGAGGAUGUUGGCGAUGGCGAGUUGCCUGUUCGUGGUGGGCGCAGCGUGAUUGUGCGUGUGUAUGAGAGUUUGGGGGGUCGUGGACGGGGGAGGGUGGUGACGAAGUGGGCUGUGAAGAGCGUGUACAAGACGAAUCUGCUGGAGGACGACGAGGAGGAGGUUCGUGUUGAGGAUAGCGGGUUCGAAGUUGAUCUUGGGCCGUUUCAACUUCAGACGUAUCGGCUUCAGUUGGUGGAUUGA
Molecule: messenger RNA, 3243 nt
Organism: Colletotrichum fioriniae
Lineage: Eukaryota; Fungi; Ascomycota; Sordariomycetes; Glomerellales; Glomerellaceae
Biological process (GO): mannose metabolic process; oligosaccharide catabolic process
Cellular component (GO): fungal-type vacuole membrane
Molecular function (GO): carbohydrate binding; alpha-mannosidase activity
Source: RefSeq, a predicted model, not a curated record